This is a messenger RNA of Emericellopsis atlantica, 1017 nucleotides long. RefSeq lists its product as uncharacterized. The coding region runs from base 304 to 870 and encodes 188 amino acids. NCBI's taxonomy places the organism in Eukaryota, Fungi, Ascomycota, Sordariomycetes, Hypocreales, Bionectriaceae. The transcript has a single exon. The record is from RefSeq and is a predicted model, not a curated record.
ACGGGAGUGUCAUUUCGCCGCGAGACAUUGUCACUUACUUGGCCUCAUCCUUUACGAGUACUCUACGUUCAGACUCUUCUCACCUCACAUUGAGUCUUGGGCCCUCUCUUUUUCUCCUUUUCCGGAUGGGUACGCUUCACUUUCUUCUCUUUUCACAUUUUUGUUUGCGUUGAUAGAGCUGGAUGACUGCUGGGACAUGCUGUGUGUUAUAUGGACAUGCGUGGAACGGGCGAACUUGCUCUCUCGGGGAUUCUUGGGCCAAAAGGACUUGUCGUACUUUGCGGCGUAUACCGUUGAUCAGCAAUGCGGAGACGAAAGAGUUGGACGAUGGGUUAUAGGGGCCGGACCGACGUCAAGGUAGUAUACAGCUGGAACGGACAUCAGCGUUCGUUCUGUGCAGUUCUCAUGUCUUCAAUAAACACGCCGAGGGCAUUAAUGACCGCGAUCAACUGGCGAAUACUCUGGCCUUGCAUCUCAGUAAGGUAUACAUCUGUCUACUUCUACGUCAUCAGAUCAUACAUCAUUUCUAUUUGGCAACAAACUCAGCUGAACUUUAGUCUGGUGACGCGAACUCUUCAUCCGACUUACUGGUGCCACCUUGCUGAACGCACUUUCUCACCUGCGAGCCACUUCGCAAACCUCAACGGUCGUUGCGCGGAGCCCUGCCACGACUCUCGCAGGAGUCUGCUUCGCAGUCGCACCGUUCAAGAGAAGAAACAACAUGGAGAUCAGGGACUAGACUGGAGUCUAGGAAACUCGAGAGAGACCUUUGGUGGAGAAAGAGUCUGCAAGAGAGCGAAUGCCAGUGUUCUGCAUGUUCUGUGGCCGAGGACCCGGAUCGAGGUUGGUUGCUCUUUCCGCAUGGGUUGAGUGCUGAAGUGACUGGCUCUUUCUUUGUACCUGAUAUGGAAAGUGUCAAACCAAGCUGCACCUGCAUCAAAGUCUUGGGGCCAGACUCGAGUCGUUUUCUCGUGGCCCUCAAUUCACGCUCGUCUGGUUUCCCCUGCGUCUUGGCUC